Messenger RNA from Carassius gibelio (silver crucian carp), 2261 nucleotides. RefSeq names its product acid phosphatase 7, tartrate resistant (putative) (gene acp7). Gene Ontology annotation, molecular function: acid phosphatase activity; metal ion binding. The coding region runs from base 154 to 1467 and encodes 437 amino acids. The transcript is spliced from 15 exons. Lineage: Eukaryota; Metazoa; Chordata; Actinopteri; Cypriniformes; Cyprinidae. The record is from RefSeq and is a predicted model, not a curated record.
AGAGCGCGCACGAUCAGCUGACGUAACAAACACAGAUCACCUGACCGCUGGAGCAGGAAGUGCUUUACACGGAAAACAACAACAACAACAUCAGGUGAUUUCUACAGUCCUCCAUCCAAACACAGCGGAUGUGAAGCAGAUGAAGAGCUGACGAUGGCGGCGGUGUGUGUUCUGCUGUGUCUCUGUCUGAUGUCUGCUGUCUGCUGUGAGCCGCUCUUACAGACUCAACCUGAGCAGGUGCACAUCUCGUAUCCAGGGGUGAAGAACUCGAUGUUGGUCACAUGGUCCACUGCUAAUAAAACCGAGAGCGUAGUUGAGUACGGUCUGUGGAGCGGGAAGCUCUUCAGUCACACGGCGAAGGGAAACUCAAGCGUGUUUAUAGAUGGAGGACCGGAGAACAGGACGAUGUACGUCCACCGGGUCACGCUGACCGAUCUGACCCCGGCCGCUGCAUACGUGUACCACUGCGGCAGCGACGCCGGCUGGAGCGACGUCUUCUACUUCACCUCUCUCAACGAAAGCCUUGGCUUCAGCCCCAGAUUCGCUCUGUUUGGAGACAUGGGCAACGAGAACCCUCAGUCUCUGAGUCGACUGCAGAAGGAGACGCAGAUGGGGAUGUACGACGUCAUCCUGCACAUCGGGGAUUUCGCGUAUGACAUGCACGAGGAUAACGGCCGGGUGGGUGAUGAGUUCAUGCAGCAGAUCGAGUCCAUCGCUGCUUACGCUCCGUACAUGACCUGUCCUGGAAACCACGAGAUGGCUUAUAACUUCUCCCACUACAGGAGUCGUUUCAGUAUGCCGGGACACACGGAGAACCUGUGGUACAGCUGGAACAUAGGACCCGCUCAUAUCAUCUCCUUCUCCACUGAAGUCUAUUUCUAUCUGGAUUACGGCCAGGAUCUGCUCUUCAGACAGUAUGAGUGGCUUCAGGCGGAUCUACAGGAAGCGAGCCGUCCUGAGAAGCGAGCGCAGCGGCCGUGGAUCAUCACGAUGGGACACAGACCCAUGUACUGCUCCAACGAUGACGGAGACGACUGCACACAGUUCCAGAGCUACGUUCGACUUGGACGCAAUGACACCAAACCCGCUGCUCCUGGACUGGAGGAUCUGUUCUAUCAGUACGGAGUGGAUCUGGAGCUCUGGGCUCAUGAGCACACGUAUGAGAGACUCUGGCCCGUGUAUGAUUACAAGGUGUUUAACGGGAGCGCUGAAGAGCCGUAUGUGAAUCCUAAAGCGCCCGUGCACAUAAUCACCGGUUCAGCCGGCUGUCGAGAGAAACACGACGGCUUCGUCCCGAAACCUCGCGACUGGAGCGCGUUCAGAAGCACAGACUACGGCUACACACGCAUGAGACUGAUCAACCACACACACCUGCACCUGCAGCAGGUGUCCGACGACCAGUACGGUAAAGUCAUCGAUCAGAUGAUGCUGGUGAAGGAGAAGCACGGAGCACACGCUUGGAGCUGAAGAUCAGACGCUCUCAGGGAACGAGACACACUGAAUCAAACUAACGAGGGAACGAGGGUCAGACGAGACGCUCUCCAGCAGCAGACUCCUCCAGAUAACACAUCUCUUCAGGACCUUCGUCUCGAUGAAAUCACUUCUUUGAUUUUACUUGCAUAAGAUUCUAUUUUUAUAAAUUACUGUUUGUAAUCUACUUGAUUUUUUUUUAAACCAUGAACUCUGUUCCAAAACCUAGCUAGCUUCCUACUAAGAUUGCAUUUUGAGUCUGCUACAUUAUGUUGCCUUCUAAGGGGUCGUUCACACACAACAUGAUUUGAACAGCCCCUAAAUAACCUUCAUUAUACCAGAAUGCAUUGCAGCAGAAAUCACCCAUCAAGCAAGCAAGAGAACCAUGUUUUUUAGAAUUAAUUCGGUGUGUAAAAAUAUAGACAAAAGAGAUUUUAAAUGAACUGUUUGACCUAAUAUAUAGCUGUUAUUAUUUCUGUUGUUAUCUUAGAAAAACACGACUGAAUUGAGUUGUCUUAGUAGUGUGCUGUCUAUGUAGUGCACUAGGGUUUGAACAGAGUGAAUAUGAACACAUGCCGGUGCUUUAAACUUCACCUUGAGCUUUAAUAAAUUCGUCUGGUCACUUUAAAAGCUCUUAAAUCAGAGCAGCAGGUCUUAAACUCAUAAAGUCAUGCACUGGUCCUUAGUAUUUUUGACCUUUUUUCCCAGUACAAAUAUCUAAUCAUCGUUAAAUCAAGAAAAUAUAAAAAUAUUGUUUUCUACGGAAUUGAAUAAAAUGAACAACACUUCAA